Messenger RNA from Aspergillus fischeri NRRL 181, 843 nucleotides. Its product is annotated as DODA-type extradiol aromatic ring-opening family dioxygenase. Lineage: Eukaryota; Fungi; Ascomycota; Eurotiomycetes; Eurotiales; Aspergillaceae. The record is from RefSeq and is a predicted model, not a curated record. Bases 1 to 843 code for a protein of 280 amino acids. Gene Ontology annotation, molecular function: ferrous iron binding; oxidoreductase activity, acting on single donors with incorporation of molecular oxygen; zinc ion binding. The transcript has a single exon.
AUGGGUGGCUCCGAAAGGGCGCGUGCUAUGUUCUUUUCCCAUGGGUCUGGCCCCUAUGUGCUUAUGGGAAACGACCACCAACGACCGUUGAUCAACGUUUUGCAAUCCCAUGCCCACAUCCUCGACAAUGCCCGCGGCAUCAUCGUGUUUACUGCCCAUUGGGAGACGACACACCCUCAUAUAUCUGCAACGCCCAAUCCACAGCUCUACUAUGACUAUGCUGGCACACCUGGUCUUCCACAGGAGGCAUUCGAAUACCGAUACGAUGCGCCAGGAGACCCUGAUUUAGCAGCUCGGAUCGCUAGUACUUUACAAGCUGCAGGAUUCCAGCCAAUAUUGAAUACUGAACGAGGAUGGGACCACGGGGUGUUUGUACCUUUGAUCGUCAUGCGGCCACAAGCAGAUUUGCCUGUCAUCCAAAUGAGCAUACUCAAGGGAGAAUCAGAUGAGUCUGAGGCAGAGAGAAAUCUCAGAUACGGUGCUGCCAUGGAAAGAUUCAGAGAUGAAGGUUAUGUGUUCUUGUUCAGCGGCUCCUCAUAUCACCAUCUGGCAAAAGUCUUGGAGGCACUCCCAGAAAGAAUGGGGAAUGGAAAAGUGGACGUGUCCACGCAAGAAUUCGAAGCUGAGCUUGAGCGUGUUGCUGCAAUUUCGGAUGCAGACAAGAGGUCCGCUAUUCUGAGAACAUGGCGGCAAUUUCCUCAAAGCUAUGAGGCCCACCCCGCUGGCAAAGCAGAGCAUUUCAUGCCCUUCCUAAUCGGUUCUGGAGCGGCUGGGAACGACAAGGGUGAGAGGACGCAAUCCUGGGAGCUGUUCGGGGCCACCAUGAGCACCUUUGUCUGGUGA